This is a messenger RNA of Ogataea philodendri, 510 nucleotides long. RefSeq lists its product as uncharacterized. Lineage: Eukaryota; Fungi; Ascomycota; Pichiomycetes; Pichiales; Pichiaceae. The coding region runs from base 1 to 510 and encodes 169 amino acids. The transcript has a single exon. The record is from RefSeq and is a predicted model, not a curated record.
AUGCUGCGUGCCAUGUGCAAGCUCGUGAUAUUGGACCAGGAGCCACCACUGAACGUCAACCCGCCGGCUGUUGGCCCAGUGAACCCAAACAGCGCGGCGUAUUUCUGUGCAACCUUGCGCUCAAUCACAGUAAGCGCCGGCGACACCGUGAACACGUGCGAAUUCGUGUUGAGCACAGACAGUACAAUGUCCGAUAGAACACCAAUGGGGUUCGUGGAGGCGUACAGUUUGUCGAGGAAGCCGGGAUGCCAGGUGUUGACGGAGGUGUCCAGGAUAUUUUUCACCACGGCGAGCACCUCUUCUGGCGCGGAUUCCCUGUCUCUGAGACCCUUUUCAAGCGACUUGUCCAGAUCCAACGUUGAGUACAGCGACUUUGGGUCUUCGUGUCUGGGGCCAAGCGAUCUUUUGCCCGAAUCGGUGUCUCUGAUCUGUUCAAUGAUGAGCUCAAUGGCCGGCACCACCAGACGUUGCAGCUCGUUGGCUCUAUCAGAUUCCAAUUGGGACUCCUGA